AUGAAUUCAUUAAAAGAUUAUUAUUCCAAUUGUCUAUAUGCAUGUUCACCAGAGAAGUAUAUAAUAGAUCAAAAUGAGAUUGAAAUACCAGAUACAGCAAAAACUAAUUUAAGUUUCAGAAUAUUUGAUAUAUAUAAUAGUACUAUAAGUAGUUUUUCUGUUAAAGAUAAUCACUUAAAAAGUUUAAAAUUAAACUUAAAUGAUAAUGAAAAUAUAAGAAUAAAAAAACAAAAAAAAAAUCAUAAAAAUUUAGAUAAAAUAAAAAUUUUAGAUAAUUUCUUUUUUAAUUUUGAAAAUAAUAAUAAUAAUACUCAUAAAUAUAAUGGUAGACAUGAAAAUAAGAAAGAAUGUAUUUUUAUAGAAAACACUUUUGAUUUAGAAUUAUUUAAUAAAAGUAGUAUUCAAAAUAAACCUUUGGAUAAUAAGAAAAAAAAUACGUCAAAUAUAAAAAAAGAGAAUAAUCUAAAAGGUAAUGAGAAAAAAAGUGUAAUAACAAAGAAUAAAAAAUAUCAAAAAUUAAACUCAGAAAAAGAACAAAAAGAACAAAAGGAAGAGGAGGAGAAAAAAGAAAUAAAUUUAUUAAAUAAAGAAUUAAAAAAAAAAAAUAGAAUAAAUGAUAAUAAGAAAAAGGGAUCUGAUAAAGAUAUUUAUGAAAUGCUUAAAAUAAAUGGAAAAAUUAUGAAAACAUCUAAAAUAAAUAUACCAAAAAUAAAUUUAUCAAAGAUUUCAUGA
This is a messenger RNA of Plasmodium gallinaceum, 732 nucleotides long. RefSeq names its product conserved Plasmodium protein, unknown function. The coding region runs from base 1 to 732 and encodes 243 amino acids. The record is from RefSeq and is a predicted model, not a curated record. NCBI's taxonomy places the organism in Eukaryota, Apicomplexa, Aconoidasida, Haemosporida, Plasmodiidae. The transcript has a single exon.